Dothidotthia symphoricarpi CBS 119687 is the source of this 657-nucleotide messenger RNA. RefSeq lists its product as uncharacterized. The annotation marks the transcript as partial. The record is from RefSeq and is a predicted model, not a curated record. The transcript is spliced from 3 exons. Gene Ontology annotation, cellular component: mannosyltransferase complex; endoplasmic reticulum membrane. Gene Ontology annotation, biological process: GPI anchor biosynthetic process. Gene Ontology annotation, molecular function: mannosyltransferase activity. Lineage: Eukaryota; Fungi; Ascomycota; Dothideomycetes; Pleosporales; Dothidotthiaceae.
ACGGUGAAUGCCAACGUCGAGAAGACCAUCUUCCUCGGCCCCCGCCCUGUGACUCUCCCCAAUGUGCCUCCCAGCCUAGACGACCUGCGUCUGCACACUCUGUCUCCUCUGCAGCCCAUCCUGGCCACGCAGCUCUCCGUGCACUUCCCCUCUGAACACGCACCCCGCGGCCUGGAGUCUUGGUACCUUCUCCGAGGCCUGGAAGACGGGCGCAGAUACGAAGUCCGCAUCUGCUGGCCUGCGACUCAACCUACCGACUUCUGGCUGGACACUUACCCAAUCACCCACGUCUUUGAUACACCAGAGCUUCUGGUCUCUCUCGCCCAGUACAGUGAACAGCGCCAACACCUCAGUCUGGACGAUCAACAGCUUGAAAAAGAUAGCGUACCAGAAAUCACCCAGUCUGUGUUGCUGUUGCGCGUCCAGGCAGCAGCAUCGUACUACACGACAAACCGCACGUUGAUGGACCAUCCCCUUCCAGUCGAUGCAGACAUCAUCCUCGACCCAUUCAUGCUCAACAUCCUCCCGCGCUCUCUAGGUCCAGUCGCUGCAUACAUCACCGCAGUAGCCAUAGGAUCCUGGUUCAUCUCGGGCUACAUCUACCGCUGGCUCCUUCUCACUAUCAACGCACCACCCCAAAAGCCGCACACAGAUUGA